Messenger RNA from Ananas comosus (pineapple), 699 nucleotides. RefSeq names its product 14 kDa zinc-binding protein. Gene Ontology annotation, biological process: purine ribonucleotide metabolic process; sulfur compound metabolic process. Gene Ontology annotation, cellular component: cytoplasm. NCBI's taxonomy places the organism in Eukaryota, Viridiplantae, Streptophyta, Magnoliopsida, Poales, Bromeliaceae. The coding region runs from base 101 to 493 and encodes 130 amino acids. The transcript has 5 exons. The record is from RefSeq and is a predicted model, not a curated record. Gene Ontology annotation, molecular function: adenylylsulfatase activity.
UCGAACAGGAAAUCGAGGAUAAGGAAUUAGGGUUAGGGUUUUGCUUCGAAGCUUCACCAUUUGCGAGCCCUAGUGUUCGACACCUCCUCCUCCUCCUGCAAUGGCGGCCUCCGAGAAGGAGGCGGCGCUUGCCGCUGUUCCAACUGAUUCUCCCACUAUAUUCGACAAGAUUAUAAAGAAAGAAAUUCCCUCCACUGUGGUUUAUGAGGAUGACAAGGUUCUUGCAUUUCGAGAUAUAAAUCCCCAAGCUCCAACUCAUAUUUUAAUCAUUCCCAAAGUCAAGGAUGGUUUAACUGGGCUGGCAAAGGCAGAGGAGAGGCACAUCGAGAUACUUGGCUACCUCCUUUACAUCGCCAAAGUAGUAGCGAAGCAGGAAGGACUCGGAGACGGCUUUAGGAUUGUCAUCAACGACGGCCCCAACGGAUGUCAAUCUGUAUACCAUCUUCACCUCCAUCUUCUCGGAGGGCGGCAGAUGAACUGGCCGCCCGGCUAAUGAGCUGCAUUUGCCUUUGCAUGAUGGUUAAACUCUUCCAAUGCAUUUAUGUUCUCUAAUAAACCAUGGCAAAGCUUGUGGCUACUUUGCAUAUGGGGUAUUUUCUUCCAUUAAAAUGUAGGGAGAACAUCUGUGACACACAAAUUGAAACCAUUAUACAUUUUUGUUAAUGCUUGAUUUUUAGUGAUUUAUGUGGUAUUGAAACA